Molecule: messenger RNA, 1878 nt
Organism: Verticillium alfalfae VaMs.102
Lineage: Eukaryota; Fungi; Ascomycota; Sordariomycetes; Glomerellales; Plectosphaerellaceae
Product: ATP-binding cassette sub-family D member 1
Exons: 4
Coding region: 1-1878 (625 amino acids)
Biological process (GO): fatty acid beta-oxidation; peroxisome organization; very long-chain fatty acid catabolic process
Cellular component (GO): peroxisomal membrane
Molecular function (GO): ABC-type transporter activity; long-chain fatty acid transmembrane transporter activity; ATP binding
Source: RefSeq, a predicted model, not a curated record
AUGGCCGCGCAGUCCAAACUGUCGGUGCUGACGCCGCCCAGCGACCGCACCAUCCGAUCCGUCGUCGCCAACCUCACAUCUCUCUACCUGUCCAAUCGCUCUCGUAUCUCCCGCGCCGUUUGGAUCACGCUUUUCGUCGCCCUAGCAAAUCGCAUUCGCCAUGCCAUUUCCGAGCAAAAGGCCGCUUCCCAGCGCGAGUCUUCUCAACGCGCUGCCCGCAGCGGUGUCACGACAUCCACGGGCGAGACCGAUGAGCCGGCCAAAAAGAAGAAGGUCGAGCUGAACCGCGAGUUCUUCCGCUCACUGUUGCGCCUCCUCAAGAUUGUCAUACCAGGGUGGAAAAGCAAAGAGACGCGGCUGCUAAUCAGCCGCUCGUUCUUCCUCGUCAUCAGGACCCUCAUCAGUCUGAAGGUCGCCGCCAUGGAUGGCCAGAUUGUCAAGAGCCUGGUCAAGGGCAACGGGCGCGAAUUCCUGAUGCGCAUCGUCUGGUGGAUGCUGAUUGCGGUGCCGGCGACGUUCACCAACUCUAUGCUCUCCUACCAUCAGGCCGAGCUUUCCCUCAAGUACCGCACGCGCCUGACCCAGCACAUCCACGACAAGUACCUGUCCCAGUUGACCUUUUAUGGCAUUUCGGCGCUGGACGACCGGAUAAAGAACGCCGACCAGCUCAUCGCCGUCGAUGUGGCCAAGUUUUCGAACAGCCUGGCUGAGGUCUACAGCAACUUGGCGAAGCCUUUGCUCGAUAUGCACUCGCGUCUGAUCGACCACGCAGAGGAGGUUGCCCCUUUCAAUGGCCACGAAGCCGAGAAGGAUACCCUCGAUAAGGGCUACUUCACGCUCAUUAAGCACGUCAACUACAUCCUGCGCCGUCGCUUCUACCAUGGUUUCAUGGAAGACUUCGUCAUCAAGUACUUCUGGGGUGCUCUUGGUCUGCUCUUGUGCAGUGCGCCGGUCUUCGUGAAGAUGCCUGGCCACGUUGCCAUGAGCAUGGGUGAUCGCACUGAAAGCUUCGUAACAAACCGAAGAAUGCUGUUGUCUGCUUCGGAUGCGUUUGGUCGUGUCAUGAACGAUAUUCGCUCUGGUCACUUUGAAAAGAAGCUGGAUUCGAGCUCUGGCACCGAAGGCAACGAAGCUGUUCUUAAGAGGCGAGACACCGUCAUUGAGAGCGAAGACAUUGAGUUCAAGGAUGCGCUUUCCUUCUCCCUCAAGCCCGGCGACCACCUGCUUGUCGUCGCCCCCAACGGCUGCGGCAAAUCAUCCCUCUUCCGCAUUCUCGGCGGGCUUUGGCCCGUCUACGGUGGCACUGUCCGCAAGCCGCCUUUCGCCCACAUCUUUUAUAUCCCCCAACGUCCUUACCUCUCUCGCGGCUCUCUCCGCCAGCAAAUCACGUACCCCGACUCUCUUCGCCAAGUCCGCGCGCGUGGUGUUACGGAUUCGGAUCUCGAUGCCAUCCUCGCCAUCCUCGGACUGGAGCAUCUGCCAGCGCUGUAUGACGGCGGGUGGGACGCCGAGGCUGAAUGGCGCGACGUCCUCUCCGGCGGCCUGCAGCAGCGCGUCGCCAUGGCGCGUCUGUUCUACCACAAGCCCAAGUACGCCAUCCUGGACGAGUGCACGAGCAGCGUGACGCUCGACACGGAAAAGGUCAUGUACGACACGGCCAAGAGCCUCGGCAUCACCCUCAUGACGGUCAGUCACCGCAAGAGCCUGUGGAAAUACCACUCGCGCAUUCUGCAGUUCGACGGACAGGGCAACUACGUCUUCACCAAGCUCGAUCCGGAGCGCAGGCUGAAGCUGGAGGACGAGAAGGAGGAGCUUGACGUGCUGUUGCGACAGGUGCCUGAGCUGGAGAAGCGCGUUGCCGAGUUGACGGCGGCGUGA